Molecule: messenger RNA, 2182 nt
Organism: Parasteatoda tepidariorum (common house spider)
Lineage: Eukaryota; Metazoa; Arthropoda; Arachnida; Araneae; Theridiidae
Source: RefSeq, a predicted model, not a curated record
UUUAUUAACACUGAUAUUUGUAACUAAAUUUGAGUUUUUGUUAUAAAAGACAUAUUAUCAUGCUGUAAUAUUUAAGCUGUUUAUAACAAGAAAUAUUAGCAAUUAAAAGUGAUUUACAUUUAUAAAGUAUAAAUAUACCCUUGGACAGAAAUUAUGAGAAUAUAUAUAGAAAAUAUUUAUUAAAUUCGUUUCAACAAGAGUAUUUUAUUUUAUGGGGCUAUCUCCUGUAUAUUGUAAAAAAGUCUCCUUAUCAACUGACUGAAGAAAAGGCAUCUAAAGUUGAAAAUAUUUUAGUAAAAGUGAAUAGAAUUGAUGCUGCUUAAGUAAUUAGAAUUGCAUUUUCUUACUUGGAUACAAUUGCAUUGCCAAUAUCUUAUGACACUUGGUGUUUACCUAAGAUAUUACUUAAGAAAAGGCUGCCUGACUUCUUUAAACUAGUUUCUACUCCCACUGUGAAAAGCUGAAGAAAGGCAUUUACAUUGUUAUUAGACUAUAAUAUUGAUUGGUAUUUAAAUGUGAUGUUUGAUUGUUAUUCAUUUAUUACAUUGUAUAACUUAAAUGUAUUGAUAGUAGCUUAAAUACUUUUAAUGCCUAAUUGCUGAUAACUUAAAUAUUUCUUUUGGAAUACUCAAUCAACAGGAAAAUAUUGUAGAAUUUUUGUUGUAGCUUUUUCAAAAAGUUUUUUCUAAGUCUAAAACAGUAAUAGGAACUAAAAUCAAACUUAGUACACACGUAUAAAACCGUAUCAUUACACCUCAUAUAAAUAUCUUCAUUAAGGUAAUUAAACUAUACAAGGCUUAUUAAGACGUAGCAGUCAGUAUGAGUUAAAAAGACAGAACGUGCCUAAAACUCAUACAGAAAAGAAUCUUCAUUUUUUUAGAGUAUGUAGUAUAGUUUUUUUCGCAGCAGGAACACGUAACUAGACACAGUCACACUCGUCAUUUGGAGCAACUUUAUUCUUAUAGUGUGUGUAAUAAGAAAGUUUUAGUGAAGAUGAAUUUAAAUCAACAUGAUAGCACACACACUAUUCAAAAUCUUUAUUCUUGUGACAUAUGUAGCAAAAGUUUUUCACAAGAGAGAACAUUGUCUAUGCACAGAUGUGUUCAUACGGGUGAAAAACCUUAUUCUUGUAGUGUAUGUGAGAAGAAAUUUUCAAGUAAUAGGUGUUUAACUUGUCACCUUCGCACACACACUGGUGAAAAGCCAUAUACUUGUGACUUAUGUCAAAAAAGAUUUGCAACAAGAAGUGAACUGUCUGUGCACAGUCGUGUUCAUACGGGUAAGAAACCUUAUUCAUGUAGUGCAUGUGAUAAGAGAUUUUCAAUUAAGAUUAAUUUAACUCGUCACUUUCGCACACACACUGGUGAAAAGCCUUAUACUUGUGGCUUAUGUCAUAAAAGUUUUGCAGCAGGAAGUGAACUGACUAAGCACAGUCGUGUUCAUACAGGUGAGAAACCUUAUUCUUGUAGUGUAUGUGAGAAGAAAUUUUCAAAUAAUAGGAGUUUAACUUAUCACUUUCGCACACACACUGGUGAAAAGCCAUAUACUUGUGACUUAUGUCAAAAAAGUUUUGCAACAAGAAAUGUACUGUCUGCGCACAGUCGUGUUCAUACAGGUGAGAAACCUCACUCUUGUAGUGUAUGUGGUAAGAAAUUUUCAAGUAAGGCGGAUUUAGCUCGUCACUUUCGCACACACACUGGUGAAAAGGCUUAUACUUGUAGUGUGUGUAAUAAGUGUUUUUCGCAGAAAUCACAUUUGACUCGACACAUUAGCACUCAUACUGGUAAAAAAACUAUAUUCUUGUCCCAUAUGUAAUAAAAGUUUUUCACAUAACAUUACAUUGCGUGUGCAUAGUUGUCUUCAUACUGGCGAGAAACCAUAAUCUUCUAAUGUAUAUAACAGGAGUUUUUCAACAAAGACAGUACUAAUUUAUCACAGUCGCGUUCAUUCAAGGAAAGAACCUUAUUUUUCUAAGACACAUUUAGAAAUCUUUUACUGAAAUUUACCCUAUCUGUCAUAAGUUUUGUUUAUAUUUUGCUAAGUGUAAAAAUUUGUUAUAAAAGAUUUUACAUUAUAGUGGUUUAGCUGUUCACAACUAUUUUUAUUGUUCUUCAAAUUCUUAUUCUUGUUUGUAUAAAGAGUUUUGUGAAGAUUCUAAUAAAACUGCUACAAAGUAAAAAUA